AUAAUUUUGAUCAUUUUAUUCAACAAACGGUAAAUUGUUGACAUUUAAACAUCAAUCACAUUCAAUUCACCAAUCUGCAAGAUACACACACACAGGAACAGAACAAAACAAAAAAAAUACACAUUCAUUAAGUGUUGAUCCUAUUUUGAUAAUGUCACGUCGUAAACAGCCUCGGCCAAAACAUUACGCUACAACAUCCGAAGACGAAGAAGACGAACAGAGUGAGAUAAAUAAAGUUAACGGAAAUAUCGAUAUCGACAUUGAUAGUGACAAAAUCGGCAACAAUAAGGAUAGCAGCAAUAUUAUAAUCAGUGAUUCUAAUAAUCAACAACAGUCAUUACAACAACAAAAUAAUUCUGUUGCAUAUAUUGAAAAAUAAUUUAUGAUAAAAUAUGGUUAUAAUAAGUUGACUUUUGCCUCUCAUCAAUAUCUUGAUGGUAAUCACC
This is a messenger RNA of Dermatophagoides farinae (American house dust mite), 446 nucleotides long. The record is from RefSeq and is a predicted model, not a curated record. Lineage: Eukaryota; Metazoa; Arthropoda; Arachnida; Sarcoptiformes; Pyroglyphidae.